This is a messenger RNA of Oryza brachyantha (malo sina), 1016 nucleotides long. RefSeq names its product dehydration-responsive element-binding protein 1C. The transcript has a single exon. The record is from RefSeq and is a predicted model, not a curated record. The coding region runs from base 88 to 720 and encodes 210 amino acids. Gene Ontology annotation, molecular function: DNA binding; DNA-binding transcription factor activity. Lineage: Eukaryota; Viridiplantae; Streptophyta; Magnoliopsida; Poales; Poaceae. Gene Ontology annotation, biological process: regulation of DNA-templated transcription.
UAGCUUCGAUUCUUCUUCUUCUUCUGGACGGCGAGAGGUAGGCGGCAGCAAGAUCGAUCGAUCGAUCGAUCUUUGUGUUGUUUGGUGAUGGAGUACGACGAGCAGGGGGAGUACGCGACGGUGACGUCGGCGCCGCCGAAGCGGCCGGCGGGGAGGACCAAGUUCAGGGAGACGAGGCACCCGCUGUACCGCGGGGUGCGGCGGCGCGGGCCGGCGGGGAGGUGGGUGUGCGAGGUCAGGGAGCCCAACAAGAAGUCCCGCAUCUGGCUCGGCACCUUCGCCACCGCCGAGGCCGCGGCGCGCGCCCACGACGUCGCCGCGCUGGCGCUGCGCGGCCGCGGGGCCUGCCUCAACUUCGCCGACUCCGCCCGCCUGCUCCGCGUCGACCCGGCCACGCUCGCCACCCCCGAGGACAUCCGCCGCGCCGCCAUCGAGCUCGCCGAGGCGUGCCCGCACGACGCCGCCGCCGCCGAUGCCGCCGCCUCCACCUCCACCACCGUCGACACGACGGCGCCCGCGAUGACGAUGCAUCACCAGGAGGACAUGGCCACGCCGUCGUACGACUACGCGUACUACGGCAGCAUGGACUUCGACCAGCCUUCCUACUACUACGACGGGAUGGGCGGCGGCGGCGAGUACCAGAGCUGGCAAAUGGACGGCGACGACGACGCCAGCGCCGGCAGCUACGGCGGCGGCGACGUCACUCUCUGGAGCUACUGAAUGAGAUCAAGUUGGAGCAGUUUUGAGCUCAACCAGCUUUGCUCCUCCUAUACAACUAAGCUGUAGGAGAAAUUAAUGGAGAUUUUUUCCUUCUUUAAUUUCUUUUUUUACAUUUUUUUCAUGAUAAAAGGCUGAGCUGGUAGGGAGUUCUACAGGGAUCGAUGAAAUAAAGAUUUUGAGAUUGUAAUACUAGAAAGAAUGGGCAUGCAAAAGGGAGUAAAUUGCUAUGCUCCUCUUCUUUUUUCUGUGGAGGAAUAAAAUGCCAGACUUCUUAAUUAGAGCCAGUUUUUGGAGUU